Molecule: messenger RNA, 2577 nt
Organism: Phoenix dactylifera (date palm)
Lineage: Eukaryota; Viridiplantae; Streptophyta; Magnoliopsida; Arecales; Arecaceae
Source: RefSeq, a predicted model, not a curated record
AUGUCAUGGAGCAUAAGAGAUUACAAGACAUCACAAUCUGAUGAAGGCCGUGAAUGCAACUGCCGAGCAAGCCUGCGAUGCUCUGAAUCAAGUAGAGGAUUAUGUGCACAACAAUUAGGAGUGGUGAAGAUAGAAGAACAAGAAAAACUUUCCAACUAUGAAGGGGAUAUUGAUGAAUUAGGUCAAGCAGAGAAAUUUGUUAAGGUGUUUUCAUUAACCACUCUGAAUCUUGCUGCUAAAGACUCACUUUUGUCUGUGCAGGAAGCCCGCAAGGAACUUAGGUCUAGUAGGCUUUUCUUAAGAUUGCUUGAGGCUGUGCUCAAAACAGGGAAUCGGAUGAAUGUCGGGACUAUAAAAGGCAGUGUGAGAGCUUUCAAACUUGAUGCUCUGCUAAAACUUGCAGAUGUCAAGGGAACUGAUGGAAAGACCACCUUCCUGCAUUUUGUUGUUCAAGAGAUGAUCAGGUCAGAAGGUGCAAAUGCUAUGGAGACAGCAAGACAGAAAACUAAACAAGACAAAAAUAAGCCAAUGGCUGCUGAGGAAAGAGAAGAGGUUCACAGGGCAAUGGGUCUGGAAGGACUCAUCACAGAGCUCUGCAAUGUCAAGAAGACAAGUAUAGACUGGAAUGUAUUGGUUAGCUCAGCCUCAAAUCUCUCCCGCGGAAUGGAUCAGCUGAAACAUUUAGUAGAAAUAAACCUAUCCAAUGAUGACAUUAGUGGCAGCUUUGUCCACUCCAUGAAAUCCUUCAUGCACCAUGCUGAAAAGAUCAUCCAAGAGCUGAAAAGUGAUCAAAAUAAAGCCCUACAUGUCAGAGAGAUCACCGGGUACUAUUAUCGGAACAUGCGCAGGGAUGAAGCGAAUUCACUCCGGAUAUUCAUAAUUGUGAGGGACUUCCUUGGUAUAUUAGAUCGAGUACGUAAAGAUGUCAGGAGCUCAAGACCCAUCAGGGUCUAAACCCUGUCAUUCCCCAUAGACAACAUGGACUUAUCUUGAACUUUCUUCCUUCUGAGUUGCUGAUUAAAUUACAGUCAUAGAGCAGCAACUGCCUUUUGUUUAGCUUCUUUUUCCCCUCUCUCUCCAAUAUGAAGAAUGAUGCACGAGUCCAUUUUUGUAAGUAUUCCUGCUUUUGUAAAUUCUGAUAAAGUCAUUAGCACUGGACAAAGCAGAUGGAGUUUGAGAUUUUUAUCUACCUCAGUUAUUGCCUCAAUCUGCGGUAACAGGUUACAUGAAGACUUCAACCAUUCUUCUUUUAGUCUUUACUUGGGACUACUGCAUGAUUCUUUCACUAAUAUAGCUUUGAUUAAUUGAGAGGUUCUUCCAAGAAGACUAAGCAGGGUGGCAAGCCUUUUAGAUUCAACAGUGAAAUCAGUCAAUGUAGAGAAUUCAUAGCAAUCGAUGGUCCUAUGGAUCUCCCAUUUUCUAGGCAUGGAUUCACUUGGUGUAAAUAAUAGAAGGAUUGGCUGUGUUUUGGAGCAUACUGAUAGGGGCUUGGCUGAAAGGAACUAGAUUGACCAAUUUCUAGAUUCUAGUUUGACUUAUCUUGUUCAAACUAGAUCUGAUCACUGUCCCUCUCUGUUAUAGCUCAGAGGCAAGAUGUCUAAGUUCAGUUGUCUAUCAUACCGAGUGUCCAGCAACUUUGCAAAACUAAGAAGGCAAUGAAGAAGUCAUUAAAGGAGUGGAAUCAAGAUAUGGUGGGUAAUAUUUUCAGGAGAACUGAGACUAUGGGGAAGGAGAUUUCUGAGUUACAACACAAAAGAGGCAGAUGAAGGAGGACUAGAUGAAGUUUGAAUUCAAUUAAAGGAGAUCUCAGAACAAUGCCUUAUCAUGGCAACAGGAACUUCUUAGAGAGAAAAAUCCAGAAUUCGGCGGAGCAAGCCAUUCUAGAUUACUUUCAAGCCGCCUAUUCAUGUGAAAUUAAACGAGGAUGUUAACUUGCAAUUAACUCCAGAGAUUGUUAAGGAAGAUUGAAUGUAGACUUCUUAUGCCGCCGAGCGCAAAGUGCUAUUUCUCGUCGAAGCCUACUGACCAAAUAUUAAGCAUAAGGUAUUGGAACAUGAUGUGAAAUUUGAAAUUUAUCACACUUCUUGAAUUUUGAUCUGCACAGACAGAUAUUGGGAAAAAUAAUAUAAAAAUUAGAAUCAUGCAUUCCUUUCAAAAUUUGAAAUUUCCAUUUCUACUAUAUUCACUGAAAGAGUAUAUCAAUGCGCAGAUGCCAAUUCGAUCAAGUAUGUAAAGUUGUUUAUAAACAACUAUACAUCCAGAUCAGAUAUUAGAAUCAUGCAUUCCUUUCAAAGUACAUAAAGUUGUGAAUGGGAUGUUAGCAACAUUCAUAUUGUCUUUAAAAAGAAUGAAAAAAUGGAUAUGUCUAACAAUAGGAUUAGUUUAAUACAUAUUGAUUGAUGAGUUAAACAAAGCAAUUAUAUGAACCAUUAAUUGAAAUGAAAAUCUAAAGCAUCAUCAAAAUAAGAAAGAACCAUCUUUAUGGUAUGUGGAUCCUUAUCAGUAACCUGAUAUCCGGAUCCAUAUCUAGAGAAAAGAAGAACACAGUUAUCUAUCUUAGUAUUUUGAUAAAACUGA